Molecule: messenger RNA, 5268 nt
Organism: Lampris incognitus (smalleye Pacific opah)
Lineage: Eukaryota; Metazoa; Chordata; Actinopteri; Lampriformes; Lampridae
Gene: prkacba
Product: protein kinase, cAMP-dependent, catalytic, beta a
Exons: 10
Coding region: 274-1329 (351 amino acids)
Biological process (GO): peptidyl-serine phosphorylation
Cellular component (GO): nucleus; cAMP-dependent protein kinase complex
Molecular function (GO): cAMP-dependent protein kinase activity; ATP binding
Source: RefSeq, a predicted model, not a curated record
CGGGCGGAGAGCCUGCUGCGCUUUGUUUGAACUCCGACCGAACCGGAUAUUAACAGCAUAUUAACCGGAUAUCCGAACAUCCACCGAACGCGCCGACGUUCUGCUCGGCACGAGGCGACGCUGACGUUGUUGUUAGCCGGCCAAGCUAGCGCCAGCGGAAAAUUUGUUAGCGUCAGCUAGCUUACGUCGGCUAACGAAGAGCCCCGCUAGUUAACCCCGUCACCGUCAUCGCUUUUAGCCGGCUGUGCGUGUCUGUCGUCCUGUCUUCCUACGAUGGGAAACGCGGCUACCGCCAAGAAAGGCAACGAGCAAGAAAGCGUGAAAGAGUUCCUAGCCAAAGCCAAAGAAGAUUUUCAAAGAAAAUGGGAUUGUCCGCCACAGAGCACAACUUGCCUGGAAGACUUCGAUAGGCUCAAGACCCUGGGCACUGGCUCAUUUGGGCGGGUCAUGCUCGUCAAACAGAAAGGAACAGACCAGUUCUACGCCAUGAAGAUCCUGGACAAACAAAAAGUGGUGAAGCUGAAGCAGAUAGAACACACGCUAAAUGAGAAGAGAAUACUACAGGCUGUCUCCUUCCCCUUCCUCGUCAGACUGGAGUACUCCUUCAAGGACAACUCAAAUCUUUACAUGGUGAUGGAGUACGUCCCCGGUGGCGAGAUGUUCUCGCAUCUCAGGCGCAUUGGAAGGUUCAGUGAACACCACGCACGAUUUUAUGCAGCUCAGAUUGUACUCACCUUUGAGUACCUACAUUCACUUGACCUCAUUUAUAGAGACCUGAAGCCUGAAAACCUGCUCAUAGAUCAACAUGGGUACAUCCAGGUCACAGAUUUUGGCUUUGCGAAAAGAGUAAAAGGUAGAACCUGGACCUUGUGUGGGACUCCUGAAUACCUGGCACCAGAAAUCAUCCUCAGCAAGGGCUACAACAAAGCUGUAGACUGGUGGGCACUGGGAGUCCUGAUCUAUGAGAUGGCUGCUGGAUACCCUCCCUUUUUCGCAGAUCAGCCAAUCCAGAUCUAUGAGAAGAUUGUUUCAGGAAAGGUACGAUUCCCCUCUCACUUUAGCUCUGACCUCAAAGAUCUGUUGAGGAACCUGCUCCAGGUAGACCUUACCAAGAGAUUUGGGAACCUAAAGAACGGUGUGAAUGACAUCAAAAACCACAAGUGGUUCUCAACAACAGACUGGAUCGCAAUUUAUGAGCGAAAGGUGGAGGCUCCCUUCAUGCCAAAGUGCAGAGGGCCAGGAGAUACAAGCAACUUCGAUGAUUACGAAGAGGAGGACAUUCGUGUCUCAGAUACGGAAAAGUGCGCAAAAGAGUUUGCUGAAUUCUAGUGAGUGGGCCAGGUUCUUGUCAGGGCUCACACGUGGGGAUAUUUUUUGCACUCUUUUGAAGGGUGAAGGUGGAGCUGAGACCAUCAUGUGUUCAAAACAAUUGCCUAGUUCCUUCAUUCCACAAGGCUGAAUGAGGUCCUUCCUGCCAUGAUCCCUCUCGCGUGCAGUUAGCACUAACUAAUACACAGGCGCAUCAUGCAGACACUCCUCGUGCUGCAACACAAGAAGUACUAGACCAUGUUCUUUUCUUUUCCCUUUCUCUUUUUUCCCCCCUCCAUUUUCUCUUUUCUUUAUCUUUGCUGCUUUCUAGAAUUUUGUCCUUUCUCCACUUAUUUCAAUUCAAGCGAUCAUUUGCGAAGUGAGACAAAAACCAAUUAUAUGCCCGUUUCACAGUGGCACAAAGAGUGAUUGAUUGUAUUAGCUGGUAUUGCACAUUUUGUGAUUUCAGUUCUGGGGAAAUAGAAGAGGAGGUUUUGGUCCCUGAUCCUGCCAGUGAGUCUUGUCUGUUACAUGCCUGAGUGUGUUUUUAGGGUUCGAUUCAACUUUACUGGCCCGGUCUAUAAUCCUAAACAUUUUGCUGUCCUUAAGAAGUAGAACCUUGUCUUUGUGCAUAUAGAAAUAUACAUAUAUCAGACAUGAGAUUUUAAAACACCUUGUGUUUUUAAAGCAUGACCAAAACUUUAACAACUGAUAGGCAGUCAGUUGAGGUUAAUACUGAACCUUUAAUUUCAGUGUUUUUCACACCUGGGCAUUCAGUACUUGAACAGAGGGGUUCGCAUAUAAAGGCGAGCCUAACUAUGACACAGAACUAUGUCCAUGCUGUAUUAGUUUAUCACUUGUAGCAUUUCUCCCUAUCUGCUGAAUAGGGCAUUUUCUUUUACCUCAGAUUAGGUAUGGCAUUCAAAUGAAUAAAGGACAACGUAUAUUUUUCAGGUACAAUAACAAGUUUCAUUAGUCGGAAAGGAAAUUCAUGGGUUUAAACUUAAGUAGUUGCAUAAAAAGGGUCAUCUUUCGUUGGCACAUCCAGAAAAUAUGAAGAGCGUCGACAAGACUUUUUUAACACAUUGUUAAAAGUUGAAUGGUCAGUUUUUUGGUACGCAGUUGUGGCUGUGAAGCAAUGUUGGUAACAAGGACAGGUUUUGUCCAAUUUGGGUCAUUUCUCACUUUUAAAUGCUAAAGGUUCUUUAGCAAAAAGCACUCGAAAGGCGUCGUCUGUCUGUCACAUUUGUUUCAUUUCAGUUUUGAGUCUUGCAUCUUUGUCUGUGUUACAUUUUUACUGUCAUGAAAAGCUAGUGUUGCCUUGAAAACGUAUUUGGCUCCUAUUGCAUUUUUUCUAUAAGAAAGCCUUGGAUUCAAAUGUAUUGUAACGUAGAUCUUUAUUUGGUCCCCAUCCAAAACAAAGGAGGAGAAAGAAAAUCAGAAACAAUAAUAAUCACGACAGAAUUUUUUUUUUUUUUUUUUGGGUAAGAUUUGCAUUUUGUAGCUCACGGCUUGGUUGACCCAGUCAAAUAGUGUGAUGACAGCCCAUGUUGUCUUUGGAUAAAUCUCUACCCACAUUACACACUGAUGGAGCAAUAUUUGCUCUUUUUUGUCUCACAUAAUUGCUCCGGCUGUGUUAGGUCAGUUAGGAAAUAUUAUUGAGCCGAGAGUUUGCAGUAGUGCCUCAUGUUUCUCAGAGUAAAUAAGGUCAGAAGUCAAAGUCGGACUCAUCUGAGGCCACUUCUGUGGUGCUUAGGAAGUGCACUGAGGGUCGAUGCCCCCAUCAAAAACACCACCUUUCCCCCAUGUUUAAAUUCCCCCUUUAGUCUGUUUUGGAAAAGAAGCACAAGUUUUUAUCCUGGAUUACUCCUAAUUGUGCACUAUUGGUUAACCAACCAGUUCUGAUUCAAAUUGACUUGACUGCUAAAAAAUCAGUUCCUGACUCUGAGACCAUCUCCAUGGGGUUGCAGGUUGGUUUGGUGACCAAGGAGAUUGUUGUAAAGCUAGUCAGUUGGUCGAGCUCCACAAAGAACAUUAUGUUUCUUCUUUUAAUAGUCAAGACACCAAAGCUGUCAUUGUUCCAGCUGUUUUGAUACUUUUUGGGGGAAACGAGUCUUUCCGCAUGACCUGUGACCUUUCAACAGGAAGCUCAGAGUGCAGGUCAGUUGCAGAGCAGCACCUCCCAGAGCCGGAAGGGCCUCAGUGACUCGGUCAAAGAUGGGGAUUUUUGUACAGGAAGUGUAUGGGUGAUGGAACCUCCUAGAUAAGCUUUUUAUUUUGCACAUUGUUGAAAGCAAUGAUGCAAUGUUGAUUUUGUUAACCAUUAUUUCACAUGGUGCUCAACAGUGUUGUAGUACUCGAGUCCAGGACUCUGACUCGAGUCCUGAUUUUCGUGACUCAACUUGGACUUGAGCACUGGUGACUCGGACUUGGACUUGGACUCGAGCAUUGACUGCACUCGGACUCGGAAGUUGGAGAUGAGGACUCGGACUUGUUAAUUGAUAAAGACUUUUUUAGUUUUUUUGUAAUAGGCCCUAAUAAUUUGGCAUAAGAUAUUGAUAGCUAUAGUAAUACCGUAACAUUAUUCAAUGUUAUGGUAUUAAUAUAGCUAUCAAUCUCUUGUAUGUCAGCUUUUUUACGGUGCCAGAGUGGAGCACUGGAGCCAAUCUUGGAAGUCGACUCAGACUCAACCUUGAUGACUCGGACUCAGGUAAUGGGGACUUGACAUUGACUCAACUCGGACUCUUCUUUGAGGACUCGGACUCGAACACUAGGGACUCGAGACUCGACUCAGACUGGAGGUUUAGUGACUCGACUACAACACUGGUGCUUAAGGCUUUGUGGAUGCCUAGAUUGAAUUCUCAAAUCUUCAUAGUUCAAAACGAAAUUUUCAAUCAGAUUCUAGUUCCUAAUUAAAACUUCACAAUCUGAGGCAAGCAAAUGUGACAAAACUGUGGAGCUCAAUACUUUUUUAAGGCACUGUAUGUUGAUAUUGGCUCUGCCUGAAUAUGGCGUUGUAAUUUCACACGUCUUUUGUUGUCGUCUUCCUCAGAGUAGGCACAUGAUGUGGCAUUUCAUUUAAUUCUUAUUUUAAAAGGCACAACUGUUUUAUCAUGCCUUUUUUAUUUAUACUUAGAGGUGUCUAAUAAGUUUUAUCUUCUAAAUGUUUAAUGUUGCAUAGUUCUCUAUGUAUGAAGGAUCCAGAUGUUUUAUUUACAGAAGUGUUUAACAAAGAAAAAUAUUGGAUUAUUUAUUUGUACAACUUUCGUUUCCCCAGUACCCCAUAUAGAAAAACACGUCUGUUUUUGCCGCAGCUAAUAGACAUUGAUACUCUCAUGCCUAUUUAAAGUCAGUCAGCUUUUCUUUUCCACUUCUGAAAUGAAGGUCAUGCUUAAACGGGGAUUUAAAAUCAAUUUCAGAGUUUGGUAAGAGAAAUAAAUGUAAUAGGUAAUGGCUGAGCCUUCAGGGAAACCCAAGGUAAUUUUCAUUUGGAAAAAUGUAUGAAAAGUUUAUCCCCUGGGAAUUUAGCAUGUUUAAAUCCAAAAUGCCCUAAAUGUGUAAAUCUUUCCAGAAAUGUGCAGUAAAUCCACAAUGACUAUGAUGUGUCAUUAUCCCCCAAUAUGUGUGUAAUGUUUCUUAAAGUUAUUUGAUGUGAAAUGAUGGCACUUUUUUCCUGAGCCACCUGACACUCCUUACAAAACAAUAUCAGUUUAAUUUAUAACUUCUUUAUAGUCACACAUGCCGAUAUGGCCGUAAUAUGGAAUAUCUACAUAUUUAGUUUGUUGGAUAUUUUGCACAAUGUCAUUUAGAAGGCUGACACUUUUCCCCACCCAUAUUUAAUUGUAUUUGCAAGGGAAGUAUAACAUACUUUGCUGUAGCAGGUUUUAUGUAACAAAAGAUAUAUGUCACUGUAAUAAAUUAAACUCUUUGUAUUAAAAAUGAGGAUUGUUUCUGUUUAAU